UUUACUUUCCCAUUUCCCUGUCCAGACCCCGUAGAAUUCGAGGGCAGCAGUCCUCGUUUCACACGCACCGGAUAAUUACAAGGAAGAGGCAGGCGAGCUUUAUCGAGUUAGGAGCAGUGACGUUAGAUUCUCGACUAGGGUGAAGUUUUUCCUUUCCUCCGUUUUUGAAAUACCUUAUCGACUUCGCUUUCCCUUUUCCUUUCCUUUCCUUUUCUUUUCUUUAUAUCUCCACCCCGUCCGUUCCCUUCUUUUUUUUAACUCGCGAGUGUUCGUUUGAUAAAGGGGAAAAAAAUGGAGGGCGAGAGCGACGUCCUUGUUUGAAUUCGCGAGCAGGGAAUUUGGACCCACGAGUAGGAGAAAAGGAAAGGGGAAGGAAGAAAGAAAAAAAAAAAAAAAAAAGGAGAGAGAAGAGAAGAGAGGAUUCGCCCGCUGUCGCUGUUGGGUUCUCAGGAGACUAUUGCUUCAGUCGCAAGUGACGGUGGCUGCUGCUGCUGCUGCAAGUACCAAAAUCUCAAGGCCUUCCAAUAGCGGUCCCUCUUCGCCGCCCGACUGAUCUUGGGAUCUGGUAUCGAGUGUAGCGCCGUUUGAUCGUUGGGGCUGGCUGUCUCGUUGCUUCGCUUGCAAGCGCCGCUAUCCUCGGCGCCGGGGGGGUUUUCUGCCUCGUGGGUCUUUGUGUUUUGGGGCGCGCGAGUUCGAGGCGAGCUUCUUCCACAGGGUUUAUUAUUUUAACUGUGUUCCCAAGAGAGGUUUUAAGCUGCUUCUGGUGCUGCUAAUUUGCGUUCACUGCCGCCGCUGCUUCUGUGGUGUCCUGAGGCGCUUGCUGAGAGCACCCAAAAAGGAGGAAGAGCGAGCCCCGUGUGUUGUUUCUUGGUGGAGUGACAUCUGAGCUCUACGCAUGCACGGUUGAGCUCAGUUGCCGUCCGCUUCUUUCCUUGGUUUCGGGGUCUGAGGAUUCGUUUUCGGAGGAGCAUUGGCGGAAGCAGGUAAUGCUCUCCCUGCCUGCUUCGUUUCGUCCGUGAGGUGCUGUUUGGCAUGUGGGCGUGCAGGUUUCUCCAUACGAGUUGAUGGGACCGUUGGCCUUGAUUUGAGCUGAAGAUCAAGUUGAAUAAUAACAAUGCUGAAGCUUUUUCCAGGGAUUUCCCUGAAAUGGGUCUUCCUGGCCUUCUCUUUGUGUUCAUUUCUAUGUCUGAAAACCACAGCACAAUCUUGUGAUCCAAGUGAUCGCUUGGCAUUGAAGGAAUUCGCCAGUAACCUCACCGGCGCGUCAAUUAUUGCUGCUUGGUCCGAUGAUCUUCUUUGCUGUAGGUGGGAUGGUGUUUUCUGCGAGAAAUUAAGUAACUCAUCAACUUCCUUUAGAGUUACUAAGUUGAAUCUGUCGGACCGAGGCCUCCAAGGCUUCGUGUCUCCCUCCUUGGGCAGUCUGAGUGAGCUGAAAUUGCUCGAUCUCUCGUACAAUCAUCUCGAAGGUGAUUUGCCUUCUGAAUUUUCGCUCUUGAAGAAGUUGAAGUAUUUCGAUUUGAGCCAUAAUAUGUUGUCGGGACCAGCUUGGGGAGCAUUAUCUGGUCUUACAUCCAUCCAAUCUUUGAAUAUUUCUAGCAAUCAGUUCACUGGGGGUUUGCUCGAGCUUGGGGAUUAUCCUAAUCUUCUUGUGUUCAAUAUCAGCAACAAUUCUUUCUCUGGAAGCUUCAAUUUUAAUGUCUGCAGUUCAUCUAACAGUAUUCGUGUCCUCGAUUUAUCGUUGAACCAUUUGGUGGGGGGUCUCGAUGGCCUGGAGAAGUGCGGGCUGUCUCUUCAGCAACUACAUCUGGAUACUAAUUCCCUUUCUGGCCAUCUCCCAGAAUCUUUGUAUAGCAUGUCGUCUCUGGAGCAACUCUCUCUAUCUGGGAACAACUUCUCAGGCUCAUUGAGCACGAACUUAAGUAAUCUUUCUAGCCUCAAAGCCUUGAUUGUCUGUGGAAAUCGGUUUUCAGGCCCUUUUCCUGACGUUUUUGCAAACCUUAAGCAGUUAGAACAGUUAAUUGCACAUUCAAAUUCAUUCUCAGGGCUACUUCCUUCAAGCCUGUCUCUCUGUCCAAACCUUAGAGUGCUGGACCUCCGGAACAAUUCUCUGACUGGCCAAAUCGAUCUAAACUUCACCAAGUUGUCCUGUCUCUCUACAGUUGACCUAGCCUCCAAUCAUUUCUCUGGCCCUCUUCCAGAUUCCUUGUCCAGUUGCCAUGAGCUGAAAAUUUUAAGCCUUGCCAAGAAUAGUUUCAGUGGAGACAUCCCCGUAAGUUACGGAAAGCUCACAUCCCUCUUGUUUGUCUCUUUGUCAAACAACAGUAUUGUUAACUUAUCCGGUGCUUUGUCCGUGCUUCAGCAGUGCAAAAAUCUGAGCACUCUUAUCCUCACAAAGAACUUCCACGGGGAGGAAAUUCCUGGAAAUGUGACCGGUUUCAAAAGUCUGAUGGUUUUAGCUCUUGGAAAUUGUGCUCUCAGGGGUCAAAUCCCUGUGUGGCUAUUGAGUUGCCCAAAGUUACAAGUUCUUGAUUUGUCAUGGAAUCAUUUCGAUGGAAGCAUCCCUUUUUGGAUGGGGAAGAUGGAGAACUUGUUUUAUUUGGAUCUGUCGAACAACUCUCUUUCUGGGGAGAUCCCCAAGAGUUUAACAGAGUUGAAAUGGCUUGUCUCUCCAAACUCUGUCUCGCCAAAUCUCACUGCUUCUGCUGGAAUCCCUCUAUAUGUCAAGAGAAAUAAGAGUGCAAAUGGCUUACCAUACAACCAGGUCUCGAGCUUUCCUCCCUCAAUGUAUCUGAGCAACAACAGACUGAAUGGGACUAUAUGGCCUGAAAUUGGUCAGUUGAAGCAGCUUCAUGUCUUGGAUUUGAGCAGGAAUAACAUAACCGGAAUGAUUCCUUCUUCCAUCUCAGGUAUGGAGAAUUUAGAAGUGCUGGACUUAUCCAAUAACAAUCUUUAUGGAUCGAUCCCAGAUUCGCUUGAGGAGCUCACAUUCCUCUCGAAGUUUAGUGUGGCCAAUAAUCACUUAACAGGUCCAGUUCCUACUGGGGGUCAAUUUGGGAGCUUUACAAGCUCUAGUUUUGAAGGGAACCCUGGGCUUUGUGAUGAACUAGAUUCUCCAUGUGAUGUAACUGAUAAUAUGGGGAUGAGGCCUAAUAGUACGUCUGGGCCCCAUAAUAAAUUCGGCCGUAGAAGCAGCAUUGUUGUUGUAACAACCGGUGCUGCGAUAGGGGUUUCAAUACUGCUGGUUGCCAUUUUGCUGAAGAUCUUGAGGAGGGACGUCAACGAUCAUAUAGAUGACUUGCAUGAGGAACUAGGCAGGCCUCAUAGGUUAUCUGGAACUCUUGAAUCUUCCAAACUGGUGCUCUUCCCAAAUUCAGACUGCAAAGAUCUUACAGUUGCGGACUUGUUAAAGUCAACAAGCAAUUUUAGCCAAGCGAACAUUAUUGGCUGCGGUGGAUUCGGUUUAGUUUACAAAGCUAAUCUCCCGAACGGCAUGAAAGCUGCAAUCAAGAGGCUUUCUGGGGAUUGUGGUCAGGUCGAACGGGAAUUCCAUGCCGAAGUGGAGGCUCUAUCAAGGGCUCAGCACAAGAACCUUGUUUCUCUCCAAGGUUAUUGUCGCCAUGGUAACCAUAGGUUGCUGAUAUAUUCGUACAUGGAGAAUGGAAGUCUAGAUUACUGGCUGCAUGAGUGUAAUGAUGGAGGAUCUGUUCUUGCAUGGGAUGUCAGGCUCAAGAUAGCUCAAGGAGCUGCGCGGGGAUUGGCGUACCUGCACAAGGUUUGCGAACCAAAUAUUGUCCAUCGAGAUGUGAAAUCCAGCAACAUACUAUUGGAUGAGAAGUAUGAGGCUCAUUUAGCUGAUUUUGGCCUCUCGCGGCUGCUUCGUCCCUAUGAUACUCAUGUGACUACAGAUUUGGUCGGAACUUUAGGGUAUAUUCCUCCAGAGUAUAGCCAGACAUUGACAGCCACCUUCAGAGGCGAUGUUUAUAGUUUCGGUGUCGUUCUUCUGGAGCUUCUUACUAGUAGAAGGCCUGUGGAAGUUAUCAAAGGCAAGAAUUGCAGGGAUCUGGUUUCUUGGGUGUUUCAGAUGAAGUCUGAGAAGAGGGAGGAAGAGAUCAUUGACCCGUCGAUAUGGGUCAAGGAUCACGAGAGGCAGGUGUUGGAAGUGCUCAGUGUGGCAUGUAAUUGCACUGACCGGGAUCCCAGGAGGAGACCCUCGAUUGAGCAGGUCGUGUCGUGGCUCGACAGGGUUGGUAUUGAGGGUUCUCCAGGAUCCUGACUCAAUUGCCUCUCUUUGCAAACUGAAGAGGAUUAUCCAUGGACAUUGUACAUGUAAAGCUACAAACUGUUCCUAGUUCCUGCAAUGCUGGGAUAGUGUCGAGAGGCCAUGUCAUCACAGCAAUAACAGGAAAAAUCUUUGGCUAUGCAUACUGAAACAUCAAAUCUUUUGUAUCUUUAGGUUGUUUCGCCUUUUAUAUUCUAUAAAUAAGAAGUUUCCCCCAGUAUUCUUUGCAUCAGCAUAUGUUCCUGCUCAUGAAAAGUUAAAUUCUGUGUAUAAGAGUUACUCAGGUCAAUUGCGCCUAAAAUUUGACA
This is a messenger RNA of Eucalyptus grandis, 4587 nucleotides long. RefSeq names its product phytosulfokine receptor 2. The transcript is spliced from 2 exons. Gene Ontology annotation, molecular function: ATP binding; protein binding; protein kinase activity. The coding region runs from base 1115 to 4273 and encodes 1052 amino acids. Gene Ontology annotation, biological process: protein phosphorylation; hormone-mediated signaling pathway. NCBI's taxonomy places the organism in Eukaryota, Viridiplantae, Streptophyta, Magnoliopsida, Myrtales, Myrtaceae. Gene Ontology annotation, cellular component: plasma membrane. The record is from RefSeq and is a predicted model, not a curated record.